UGCUCCGGUGCCGGAGUCAGUCGGAAAGAGGGGAAGGCCGAAGAACCAGUCGGCACACUCGGAUACAACCACACGCGCACAUAUACACACUCGAAACACAUGAUACCAUAACGUGAACACAGGCUUAGCCUCCGAUUUUUUACAGUUAGUGGUGUUCAACUCAAUGAUGCAUGGGAUUAGCAGGUGGAAGGCGUCCAUCUUCACCGAAUUUCUUCUCUUACUUGCCGCAAUAGGUGUGGAUGGCACCCUUACCUAUUUAGGGUGUUUUAGAGAACAAACAAAAGAAAAUAGACUAUUUAAAGGUGAUCAUAAAGAUUUCAAUAAUAUACUUUCACCUCAAAUAUGCGCAAAUUAUUGUGAACAGAGAGGAUUUAAAUUUAUUGGACUGCAGUACAGCUAUGAGUGUUUUUGUUCGAACACAAGACCAACGUUCCACCUAUCUGCAUACGAAAAUGAAUGUAAUAUGCAGUGUGCUGGGAAUGUACAUGACAUAUGUGGCGGAGGUUUGAGGUUGAGCGUAUAUGAAUCUGAUAACGCAGUUGCAGGUGUUACGACAUUAACGGCAGACAACUCCCGCUACGUAGGAUGUUUCAAAGAGAUUUCAGCGGCAACACGAUUGCUACCUAAUGAGCAAAAGAAUUUUGUGGGUGAUCUCACUGUGGAAAAAUGUAUUUCACACUGCUUAUCAAAAGGGUUUGAUUACGCUGGUACUCAAUACGGAUUUGAGUGUUUCUGCUCCCAAGAGAGACCAUCCUUCAAGCGUUCAGCCAAUGAAGAAACCUGCAAUAAGCCGUGUGACGGUAACAAACACCAAAUAUGUGGGGGCAACUGGAGACUCAGCGUCUACGAAACGACCGAGCAGGCGAGAAAUCCUGUUUCUUCCAACUACAUCGGCUGCUUUUAUGACAGUAAUCUAAAUAGGCUAUUAGUUAAUGCAUACAAAGAUUUCGAUGGUAAAUUGACCCCUGAAGCAUGUGUUAGUUUCUGCUACCGUGGUGGCUAUCGUUACGCUGGAGUUCAACACAAGUCUAAUUGCUAUUGCGGUUCUGAAGUGCCAUUAAGCAAUAAAAGGUCUCAAGAAACCGAAUGCGACUUGCCUUGUCCUGGUGAUGGAAGCAUAUAUUGCGGAGGAAGUGCCAGGUCUAGUGUUUAUUAUACUGAAAUAACAGAUUAUUCCGAAGAUGACAGGCUCCUUGGUUGCUACAAAGAUAGUGAUAAGAACAGGAUUCUUUCAGGUGAAAGAUUGGUUUUUAAUGAGAAUAACACACCAAGAUUAUGCAUGAAUACUUGUUUAAGCUUGAAUUACAAAUUCUCUGGAGUUCAAUAUGGAAAUGAAUGUUACUGUGGAAAUAGAAGACCGCCGAGAGAUUUGGAAGUUGCAGAAAGGGACUGCCUGACACCUUGUCCAGGUGACAAAAGAAAGAAAUGUGGCGGCGGCUGGAGAUUGCUUGUUUUUGAAGUUCCUGAUGUCAACACUGAAUAUCCCAGGCCCAAUGAAAGGCCAGUUUUAGUUGCACAAACGACUCAAAAACCUACAACUCAAAGGGCAACUCAGAGAACAACUCAAAGGACAACUACAAAGGCCCCAGCAACUCAAAAAACAACUAAAAGAAAUACUUACAGGCCUACAACAAGGCAACCGAACAGGGAAACUAGUACAAAACCACCGACAAAAUACACUACAUAUAAGCCGACACUGCUUAACAAUAAACCGGAUAGCCAAUCAAAUGCCAAUUGUGUUACAUCUCUCACGAUUGUGAAUGGAAAAAGUGUUUGCAAAGGAGAUUUGAUCUUUAAAGAAAACUUUGAUGAGAGCCUUUCUAAAGAAAAAUGGGCUCAUGAAAUUUUGAUGCCUUGGCUUCCAGACUAUGAGUUUAUUGUUCUUCGAAAAGGUUCAGCUAACAGUUAUGUUGAAUAUGGUAAAUUCCAUGUUAAACCUACACUUCAAGAUGAUGAAUUUAUCAGAAAAGGAAAAUUAGAGCUUUAUGGGUGCACAAGAGUUCCUAGUACUUUAGAAUGUGAACGGCAAGCUGCAGCAUUCAACAUUUUGCCUCCUGUCGAAUCUGCUAGGAUAACGACAAAAUAUUCAUUUUCAUUCAAAUACGGAAAGGUCAAUGUGAGGGCUAAACUACCCCUAGGAGAUUGGAUUAUCCCAGAAAUCUGGUUAGAACCAAAAAGAAAAGUUUAUGGUCCUUCUUACACAUCAGGGAGGAUUCGUAUAGCAAUGGCUCGAGGCAAUAGAAAUCUACAAUUUGAUGGACAAGAAAUAGGAAACAGCCAUCUAGAAUCUGGAGUAUUAAUGGGUAUUGGUAAUAAUAUAAGGGGGAGAACGAUUACCCGCCAAAAGAGUGAUGGGUGGUACAGAAAUUUCCACAACUAUACUGUUAUUUGGAGCCCGGAUGAAUUAAUCUUUCUGGUAGAUGGUGAGCAGCAAGAAAGCAUUUUGAGGUACGGUUCUACUCUUGCAGAAUUGGUUGGCUUCGAUGAGAACUCUGCAAAAAUUUGGAAAUCUGGAUCAAGGAUUGCACCUUUUGAUCAGGAGUUCUACUUAAGCUUUGGGCUGAGUGUGGGUGGAAUGAGGGAUUUUCCAGACAAUAGCAUUUCAUCUGGAAAAGUUAAACCCUGGAAAAAUUCAGAUGUAAAGGCAAUGGCGAAUUUCUGGGAAAGCCGACACGACUGGAAAAGCAGCUGGGAAGAAGAAAAGGCCAAACUUCAAAUUGAACAUAUUAGGGUCUAUGCGUUGUAAAAAAAA
This is a messenger RNA of Cimex lectularius (bed bug), 2752 nucleotides long. RefSeq lists its product as uncharacterized. Gene Ontology annotation, molecular function: hydrolase activity, hydrolyzing O-glycosyl compounds. Gene Ontology annotation, biological process: carbohydrate metabolic process. The transcript is spliced from 15 exons. The record is from RefSeq and is a predicted model, not a curated record. The coding region runs from base 164 to 2746 and encodes 860 amino acids. Gene Ontology annotation, cellular component: plasma membrane. NCBI's taxonomy places the organism in Eukaryota, Metazoa, Arthropoda, Insecta, Hemiptera, Cimicidae.